GGCUUCAGUCUAUUGAGUUACGUUUGGGCCUCAGGUGCAUAUGUUUUUUCGCUGGGCUUUGUUUAGUAAAAUCUUCCAAUAACAAUCAUUUUUCCUGUCAAGUCAUAUUACCUGUUCAUCUGCGGCCCAAUUAACCCAAGUAAAAAAACUCUAUCUAUUAUCUUUUUUUUUGACUCCAUCUUCUCCGUUUCUUCUUCAUUCAAUCUCUGUUACUGAACCUCAACUGUUAUCCAUGUUCUUCAAUACCCUCUUAAGGAAUUCCUUCCACCUCCUCUCGAAAAAACAAAAAAGAAAAUCCCUUUCCUCGACCUUAUGGCCAGAUGGUGAGUCAAAGGUCUUAAUCGCCGAGAGAGACGGUUUAGUCGGCGAGCUAAUGAAAUCAAUUAGAAGAGACUCAGAUUCGAGCUUAAUCGAAGCGACGCUAUCCUGCUUGAUCGCGAUCAGCUCACCGAGGCGCGUGAAACUCAAUCUAAUCCGAGAGAAGCUCAUCAAGGAUCUUACGAAGCUGUUAACGGAUCCAACGACGGCGAGCGUUUCAAUGACGGAGAAAUCUUUAAAGCUUCUCGAGAGUUUAGCAUCCACAAAGGAAGGCAGAUCGGAAAACUGCGGAGGAGACGGCGAGUGUUUGAAGACGGUGGUUAAGAAGCUGAUGAAAGUAUCGACGGCGGCGACGGAGCACGCCGUGACGGUGAUUUGGAGCGUCUCUUAUCUUUUCACGGAUCCACAAGCGAGCGUUUCGGUGAUGGAGAAAUAUUUGAAGCUUCUCAAGAGUUUAGCAUCCACAAAGGAAGGCAGAUCGGAAAUCUGCGGAGGAGACGGUGAGUGAUUGAAGACGGUGGUUAAGUGGUUAAGAAGCUGAUGAAAGUAUCGACGGUGCCGUGACGGUGCUUUGGAGCGUCUCUUAUAUUUUCAAAGAAGAGAAGGCGCUUGAAGCGAUUACGAGUACUAACGGCGUUACGAAGAUCCUGUUACAAUAUAUGAAUACUAGAACUAUAAAUUUUUUUCUACUUGAUGCUUUUUACUGUUUUGAGUUCUUGGUUUUAAGAUUUAUAAAAUAACCGAAGGUAUAUGUUUUUUUGGUUUCCUUCUCUCUCUUUUGUUGUUGAGAAUUCAUGUAUUACAUAUAUUCCUGAUGAUGACACAAUGUUUCGUUUGGAUUUUUUUCACCCAGGUUUGGUGCAGAAGAUGUUUUAACCAUCUAGGCGUUUUGCAUGUUCAAGUGAUUUCAUGCUCUCUUUACGGGGAUGAUGAUACUUGGAAAGCUUGGCUUAAUGUUGAUAACUCUAUGCUCCACAACUACUACUAUUUUUACAAUCUUUGAUAGUUUUCACAAGCAAAAAUUGUCUAGGCUUAUGCACAUAUUCUCGAAAUUGUAGUUCUAAUGCUAAAGUCACACAUUUAUAUCAUUAUGCUUACGAGUUGAGAGCUGCU
Messenger RNA from Brassica napus (rape), 1431 nucleotides. Its product is annotated as U-box domain-containing protein 27-like. Lineage: Eukaryota; Viridiplantae; Streptophyta; Magnoliopsida; Brassicales; Brassicaceae. The record is from RefSeq and is a predicted model, not a curated record. Gene Ontology annotation, molecular function: ubiquitin protein ligase activity. The transcript is spliced from 2 exons. Bases 233 to 826 code for a protein of 197 amino acids.